GGGAAAAGACGAGAAGAGUUUGAAAGUCACACUAUGAGCAUCUUAAUUUUCUUCCUCAUAUUGAGUGUUUUCUCAUGUUCAGGCUUUCCAGUGUACGACUAUGAACUCCCUGUCAUAGAAGAGGCUCUCAAUGCUUCCAUUGCAAGGAUCAAUUCUCAGUCAUGGGGCACAAACCUGUACGGUGUUGUCACAAGCCACGUCACAAGAGUUGACACAUGGAACAGUGAUGACUAUAGACUAGAGCUGCAGUUCAGCAUUCGUGAAACUGUGUGCACGAAAGCUUCAGGCAGAGACCCAUCCACAUGUGACUUCAAAAUUGGUCUUUUUGUGCCAACUGCUCUCUGCAGAAGUGUUGUGGAAGUCUCUGGUGAGCUGAUCUCGAAUGUUACUGUGCAGUGCCAUCGUGGCACAUCCAGUUCUGAAUCCAUGAGCAGCGAGGAGAUGAUGCAUCUGCCAGUAAUAAAUCCCAGCAGGCGAGGGAGCAGUCGCUUGGAAGAUAUGUUCACUCCUGAAGCCUUCCCUUCAAGGAGAAGAGGUAGCAGCCGUGGGGAUUGGUAUAAACCCAGUUAUUUCAGCUCUGACAAGGUUGAGUAAUAUGGUUUGGAUUGGAGAAUCAGAAGAAUCACGACUCAACAAUUCAGCAUGGGAAGAAAGAACAUGAUGUCAGGCUCCUGAUCAAGAUCCUCAUUUCUUUUUCAUGCACAACUCUUCUGUAACGAAGUCUUUCCUUAAACUCACUUUCUACUGCAGUGUCAAAUGACCAUUGGGUGAGCUCAUGAAAGCUCAUGGUAACUGUGUGCACUUGUCACAAAAUCAUAGGAUGCAUUGUGUUGGAAGUGACCUUUAAAGGUCAUCUAGUCCAAUGCCUUGCAGUAAUCAGGGACGUCUUUAACUAGAUCAGAUUGCUCAGAGGCCUGACCUCAAAUGUCUCCAGCAAUGGGGCCUCCACUGCCACCCUGGAUAACCUGUUCCAGUGUUCCAUCAGUUAGUUGACAGUUGCCUUCCAAUGUCUUGGAACUCACUGGGAGAACUGUCUCAGACACCUGGCAUUAACUGCAUCUAGUAUGUGUUGUGCUGUCUCAUAAUGAUGCUAUUAAAGGAUUGUUCUUCCA
This is a messenger RNA of Pogoniulus pusillus (Red-fronted tinkerbird), 1112 nucleotides long. It is a transcript of the gene SPP2, whose product is annotated as secreted phosphoprotein 2. Gene Ontology annotation, cellular component: extracellular region. Gene Ontology annotation, biological process: bone remodeling. The coding region runs from base 34 to 594 and encodes 186 amino acids. Lineage: Eukaryota; Metazoa; Chordata; Aves; Piciformes; Lybiidae. The record is from RefSeq and is a predicted model, not a curated record. The transcript has 7 exons.